AUGGCGUGGGACCACCUCGAUAUAGAUAAGCCACAUCUGGCGUACAUGAUCCUUGGCGGGUUCACAAGUCUCUUCAUGUUGUGCUCCCUGUUUGUGAAGGAAAAGCUCUACAUUGGUGAAGCAACCGUUGCCACGUUGUGUGGUGUUAUUUUCGGACCACACGCCGCAAACCUUUUCAACCCAAUAUCGUGGGGGAAUGUCGACAAACUUACGCUCGAGUGCUCGCGCAUCGUCCUAGUCGUGCAAUGUUUCGCCGUUGGUGUUGAACUGCCCAAGUCCUACAUGGAGAGGCAUUGGCGGUCAGUCGUCAUGCUGCUGCUCCCGAUCAUGACUGCGGGAUGGCUGGUGACUAGUCUUUUUAUCUGGUGGAUGAUUGAGCCGCUGACUUGGCUCGAGAGUCUCAUCUGUGCUGCAUGCGUUACGGCCACCGACCCCGUCUUGGCCUCUUCCGUUGUCGGUAAAGGAAAAUUCGCCAAACGUGUGCCGAAACAUCUCCGAGAUGUGCUCUCCGCGGAAUCUGGAUGCAACGACGGCAUGGCCUUUCCUUUCAUCUAUCUCUCCCUAUACCUGAUGGCCUACCGCAAUGACACCUCUAAGGUGGCCGAGCAUUGGAUAUUAACAACUAUUCUAUACGAGUGCAUCUUUGGUGCCAUAUUCGGUUUCCUUAUUGGCUACGCUGGUCGACAUGCCAUCAGAUUCGCCGAGAAUAAGAAGUUGAUUGACCGAGAGAGUUUCCUUGUCUUCUAUUUCGUUCUCGCUCUCUUCUGCGCUGGUGCUGGUAGUUCACUUGGCAUGGACGACCUUCUUAUCGGUUUCUCUGCUGGUAUCGGUUUCAGUAAUGACGGCUGGUUUACGGAAAAAACUGAAGAAUCCCACGUCUCCAACGUUAUCGACCUAUUGCUCAAUCUUACAUAUUUUGUCUACUUUGGUGCCAUCAUCCCAUGGGAACAGUAUAACCUACCGGACCUAGGCUUGGUUCCAUGGCGCUUGGUCGUCCUUGCGAUCCUCGUCAUCUGCUUUCGCCGAAUACCUGCUAUGCUGAUGAUGAAACCGUUGAUUCCCGACAUUAAGACAUGGCGAGAAGCACUGUUCGCCGGCCACUUCGGCCCCGUUGGCGUUGGCGCCAUCUUCGCCUGUAUUCUAGCUCGAGCUGAACUCGAGAACCACUCAGCGCAGCCACUUGCGGAUAUCCCUCAACCAGGCAGCAAGGACUACCUCAUCAUUUAUGUGAUAUGGCCUAUCACAACGUUUUUAGUCAUCUCUUCCAUUCUUGUCCAUGGAUCAUCUGUAGCUGUUUUCACACUGGGUAAACACAUCAACACAUUGACCCUGACAAUGUCUUACACGCAAGCUCACGAGGAUGGCCCAUCUUGGAUGAACCGUCUUCCCAAAAUCCAGUCUACAUCGAAAAGUUCUCUUUCUAUCCGAAAGGACUCCUGGGAGCUGGAGAAACCAGAGUUCCCCCCUGGAACACUGGGCCCGAUUGGAGUACCUGGUAACCUUCUAAGACGACAAAGGGAUGAUGAUCACUAUAGUGCACCACCUAGUCGUGCCUCAAGUCGGAGACCUAGCCGGCGGCAUAAGCAAGGAGCUGGUGGACCGAUUAGUCAGUCUGCCAUUACUCCACAGCGAAGACCUGAGGGAGAGACGCACGUAAGCAAGCCCCCAACUCCAGAACCAGAGGCGUUGGAGGAUCCGAGAGAACGUCGACAACACUCGGAGGGAGGAAACACAAAUAUGCCAGAAGCCGAAGUUUACCAAGAAGGGAAUGAUUUCAUCGUUGAAGAUGAAGAAGGCAACGUACUUGAACCUGACAAAGUUAUCAAGGGAAAGCCUGGACACAACAAACUCAGCUCUACCGAUGAGGGUGAAACUAUGAGAGGUUUUAUGAAGAAGUUCUCUUCCUGGGCUGGCUUUGGCAAUGCCCAGAAAGAUGAAUCCCAUCCUCAAAUUAAUCGUUCCCGCCGCUCUGCCCGUGCAUACCAGUUCGCUAACACCAUUAUUGUUGAGGAUGAGGACGGAGAAGUUAUUAAGAAGUACACUAUCCCUUCAUCGCCAAAAAAGACAACCGAAACGGGAGCUGAAGCUGAAGAGGACCGCCCGAAACUGUUGCGCCGCCUUACUAAGCUUGGAACUUGGACUGGUGAUGCAGGCAACGAGUCAUCAGAAGCAGCAAAGAAGGCCGAAGAGGAAGAAGAUGCGGGUAUUCGAUUCACAGUACCUGUGUCUGACGACGUUCAACACCACCUGAGAGGUCGCAGAAUGAGUAAACAGGAUUUUAUCAACCAAAUGCAGCAUCUUGGGCCAAAGUCACCUACCGACGGCUCCUCAAAACUAGGUAACAUUUUCCGACGUGACGGCAACCGAGGGCAGGCACAGCCUUACCACGAUACGCCUACCAAAAUACCCGAGGCCCCUCAUGAAGGUGCUGAAGGCGCUCCCUCGCCCCAAGAAAUAUCAGCGAUGCUAUCUCAGUAUACAGCUCCCGAAGGCUCUGCUGCCGAUAGACGACGUCGCAUAUUAUCUGCACCCGGAUCCCUGGCAUCUUCUUUCAGUCGUCAUGACUCUGAGGAUGAUGGCACAGAACGAAUCCCUCCAGCCCAUCGUCGUGCAAUUGCCGCAGGACAGCAAUCACCUAGCUCAAACUCGCCCGCUCUGCCUUCCGGGCGCAAUAGCAAACAUGUUUCUAAGCUUGACAAUGAGAUCGAAACCCCUGCAGAACGGAAACGUCGUCUCGCUGCCCUUGGUGUUCAGCAUGACUCGGAUAGUGAGGAUGAUGGGGAACCCCGUGUAGUUAAGGGUAAGGUACAAUUUGCGGACGGGACGAGGCCAGCAAAGAAGAAAUCGCCUAUGCAGCAGAAUGUCCCAAAGUCCAGUGGCGCUCUCUUACCGGACUCCCCGGCCGCUCCCCCUGCAGUUUAUGCUCCUGAAGACAAUCCUUUCUCUGACAACGGUGCCGUGCCAGGCUCUGCGAGCCGAAGCAUCAAUGAGGCGGGUGGUAACGGGACCGAAACUACUCCUCGAAAUAACUCCAAGAUAUCUUGGGGUGGUGAAAUAGGUCGUUGA
Molecule: messenger RNA, 3066 nt
Organism: Microsporum canis CBS 113480
Lineage: Eukaryota; Fungi; Ascomycota; Eurotiomycetes; Onygenales; Arthrodermataceae
Product: Na(+)/H(+) antiporter 1
Exons: 1
Coding region: 1-3066 (1021 amino acids)
Biological process (GO): intracellular potassium ion homeostasis; sodium ion export across plasma membrane; proton export across plasma membrane
Cellular component (GO): plasma membrane
Molecular function (GO): sodium:proton antiporter activity
Source: RefSeq, a predicted model, not a curated record